Messenger RNA from Carassius auratus (goldfish), 1181 nucleotides. RefSeq names its product adenosine receptor A1-like. Gene Ontology annotation, biological process: G protein-coupled adenosine receptor signaling pathway. Lineage: Eukaryota; Metazoa; Chordata; Actinopteri; Cypriniformes; Cyprinidae. Gene Ontology annotation, cellular component: synapse; dendrite; plasma membrane. The transcript is spliced from 2 exons. Gene Ontology annotation, molecular function: G protein-coupled adenosine receptor activity. The record is from RefSeq and is a predicted model, not a curated record. Bases 134 to 1147 code for a protein of 337 amino acids.
GGAGCAGCGUAUUAACGUGGGGAUUUUUCUCUGGACUACCAAGUUAAUCAAUUUACACAUCACUUUCACUUGAAGCCCCAUUGCCGUGUGGAUAUUAAUCGUAGCCUACUAUCGAUUCCCGUCGAGAGAAAGAAUGCCUGAGGACCUCUCCGCGGCCAAAGCCUUCUACAUGGGCAUGGAGGUCGUGAUCGCUGUGUCAUCCGUGAUAGGAAACGUGAUGGUGGUUUGGGCGGUAAAAAUUAAUAGAUCACUUAGAGAUACUACGUUUUGCUUCAUUGUUUCUCUGGCGCUCGCGGACAUUGCAGUAGGAGCGCUGGUCAUACCACUGGCGAUAACUAUAAGUAUCGGAUUCCAGACUCACUUCUACAGCUGUCUGCUGGUGGCGUGCACGGUGCUGGUUCUGACCCAAAGUUCCAUCCUCGCCUUGCUCGCUAUAGCCAUCGACCGAUACCUGAGGGUCAAGAUCCCAACCAGUUAUAAGCGAGUGGUCACUCCCAAACGAGCUGGAAUUGCAGUAUUCAUGUGUUGGACGGUGGCCUUUAUAGUCGGCUUGACUCCCAUGCUUGGCUGGAACAAUUUACACAACCUGCAACAUAAUGACAACGGCUCAAUCGGCCUUGACCUCAUCGUCACCUGCCAGUUUGAGAACGUCAUCAGCAUGGAGUACAUGGUCUACUUCAACUUUUUCAGUUGGGUGCUUCCCCCUCUGCUUUUCAUGCUCAUCAUUUACUCUGAAAUCUUCUACAUGAUCCACAAGCAGCUAAAUACGAAGGUGUCCUGCCACUCUGAACCAAAUAAGUAUUACGACAAAGAACUGAAGUUGGCAAAGUCUCUGGCGCUAGUCCUUUUCUUGUUCGCUGUUAGCUGGCUUCCUCUCCACAUUAUGAACUGCAUCACACUCUUCUGUCCAAACUGUGAGAAACCCAUGUUUCUCAUUUAUAUUGCAAUUCUGCUGUCGCAUGGCAAUUCUGCUGUCAACCCUAUUGUUUAUGCUUUCCGCAUCAACAAAUUUCGUACUGCGUUUCAUAGGAUCUGGAAGCAGUACUUCUGCUGCAAGGAGGCUCCUCCCCCUGAGAGCCAGCCAUGCGUGAGACUGGAUAACAACCACUACAUCGCUGCCGCCAUCGCUUUGGAACAUAGCGUCUGACUGGCAUCCCAGGACUCUCUAAGGAGGUCGAAUA